CCCACCCAAGCCAGUCCCAGAAUGGCGUGGUUUGCGCUUUCGUUGCCCUGCCUGUGACUUGUCCAAUUUAGCCAGCGUUGGGUGUCUUGCGAGGCCCCAUCACGCCCAACCGUGUGUUUCAACAAUUACCAGUGUCCGCCGUUAUUACAACAAAUUCCCAAUAAACAACAGUGUGGCAUACGCCGGAUAGAUCAAGUAGGCAGCGAAACCAUAUCGAUUUCGUGUGGCACAGCCCGGUUCACAGCGCACAACACGGCUACAGUGGUUCAACAAUGAACGUAUUUAUUCCGAUGGACUGCAAUAAUGACUACUGAAGUGAACCAGAACCUAAAAACGGAAUACGUUCAGAACUCUGCACAGGAAAACAAGCCCACCCCCUCGCCGCUCGCGCUGCUGGCCGCGACCUGCAGCAGGAUCGGACCCACCUCGAGCGAACCGACGCCUCCCACAAUCACCAUGUCCACAACGCCUACCCCCGUCAAGAACGUGCCCGUGGCCAAUCCCCAGGUGGUCAGCGUGCCCGUUGGCCUGCAGCAGCAGAUCUCCCAGCAGCUGCUCCAGCAGCAGGGCGCGCAGAUCGUCAGCGCCGCCGCGGCGGGACAGAACCUGGCCUACAAUGUGAUGCAGCCGAUGCAGACGGUGACGGUGGAUGGACAAGAGGCGCUUUUCAUUCCGGCUAUGUCGCUCGCAGGCGGACAACAGCCCCAACAAAUCUUCAGCCCUGGUCAGAUAAUCCGAGCACCAGGAGUUCUUCCCGGAAACCUUCAGACAGUACAACUUUCAAAUGGCCAAAGCGUGGCCGUUCGCCCCACAAUGCCGCAAGUUGUUCAGUUUCCAAUGCAGCAAACCAUCCCCAUCCAAGUCCCAAUUUCGUCAGGAAACGGUCAAACGAUUUACCAAACUAUUCAUUUCCCUGUCCAGUUGGCAACCGCGGCAGUGCCUAACAUCAUUCAAGCUCAACACAUCAUGCCACAAGUUGCCAGUAUCAUCACACCCAGUGGACAAUUGCAGCAAGUUCAAAUUGCCACAUCAGUAGCGGCGCCUGCUCAAACACCAACGUCUGUUUCACAAAGUGCCACUGUUCAGUCUGACAUAACGACGCCACUGACUUUCACGGGGGCCAACGGACAGCAGUUUACCGUUAUACCAGCCACCAACUUGCAACAGGUCAGGGGGACCAACAUUAUUCAAGUUCCUAACAUUCAAGCGAUACCAACGGUGCAGAAUAUACCCGGGCUAGGAAAUGUCCAAGUGAUCACUCAACCCGCCGCCGCAUCCCAAAUCGCAGUAGGGCAACACAUCCAACAGGACCCCAACGACCCUAAUAAAUGGCAAGUCAUCCCAAACGUCACGACAACUCAGCAAGCUGCAGCCCCACUCACACCGGGAGUAGUAGUGACCGCCACACCGCCAGAAGUUAACAACGCCACACCGAUCGGCGACAAUACUCAAGACGGUUUACAGAAGCAAAGAGUUCGAAGGGUGGCGUGUACCUGUCCCAACUGUCAAGAAGGAGAAAGGCACGCUGACAGAAAAAAGCAACAUAUAUGUCACAUUCCGGGGUGUAAUAAAGUGUACGGAAAAACGUCACAUUUACGUGCGCAUCUGAGGUGGCAUACUGGUGAGAGACCAUUUGUGUGUAGUUGGUUGUUCUGUGGUAAAAGGUUCACGAGGUCUGAUGAAUUACAAAGGCACCGAAGGACACACACUGGUGAAAAAAGGUUCCAAUGUAAUGAGUGUAGUAAGAAGUUUAUGAGGUCUGAUCAUCUGUCGAAGCAUUUGAAAACUCAUCAAAAGCAACGAAUAACGCGAAUAAACGGGGACGACAUUGAUGAAGUCACUGAAGAUAAAGAUGAAUGGGACGGAGAAGGAGACGAUCAAGCAAAACCCAUGUGGAUAACAGACAAUAAAAACAAUAUUAAAUAUGAAAUCACUCAAGUUAAUUAUGCACAGGAGGCUGCCACAUCCACCCAGUCCGCCUCAUCAGACAGCUCCAGUGAAGAAAAAAUGAUGAUUACUAUUAGUACCUCAGAAGCCGACGAGCUGAUUAUAGCCGAUCCUCUCGAUAGCUGAGCUUCCAUUUAUUUAAUUGGACCUGAACGUCCCUUGUAAAGAAUUGUUGAGUUAUGUUUGAAAGUUGUACAUAAAAUCACUAUAUAAGUUUCUACUCUGAAUAUAGUCUAUUUUUGCAAC
Messenger RNA from Zophobas morio, 2193 nucleotides. Its product is annotated as specificity protein transcription factor 3-like. Bases 304 to 2073 code for a protein of 589 amino acids. NCBI's taxonomy places the organism in Eukaryota, Metazoa, Arthropoda, Insecta, Coleoptera, Tenebrionidae. The record is from RefSeq and is a predicted model, not a curated record. The transcript has 6 exons. Gene Ontology annotation, molecular function: RNA polymerase II cis-regulatory region sequence-specific DNA binding; DNA-binding transcription factor activity, RNA polymerase II-specific. Gene Ontology annotation, biological process: regulation of transcription by RNA polymerase II.